AUGAUGCCUCCAUUACCAGCUCAUGUUGAACGUUUUGUUCGAACAAUAUUUGUUCAAAAUAUUCCAGCUGGUACAAAUGAAGAUAUAUUUCGUCAAAUAUUAUUAAAAUUUUCUCCAUUAUUAUCAUUUCAUAUGUUUUUUGAUCAUUCACCAUCACAAACAAAUGAUCCUAAUGAUCGUUCAACAUCACGUGGUUAUGCCUUUGCUGAAUUUUCAAGUAUAGAUGCUGCACAGGUAUCUAUUCGAAAAUUGAAUGGACUCGAUUUAGCCGGUUAUAGAUUAGUUGUUGAUUUAUUAGCGAAGCAACCCGAAGCAAUUAUUCAAUUAUUUGAAAAAUUAUGUGCUCCACCGCCAAUGACACAAAAAGCUGACCCACGAUUAGCGUCAUCCGCCGUUCCAAUCGUUUCUCUACCUCAGCCUGUUGUUGAACAAACAUCUGCAGCACCACCAUCGACAAGUACACGUCAAGAAGAACCAGAAUCAAUCAGUAACGCUGUCGCUAGUUUACCACCAGCACAAAUGUUCGAACUAAUGAAACAAAUGAAACAGUGUAUUCAAGCAAAUCUAAAUGAGGCAAAAACAUUAUUAUCAACAAAUGCUCAAUUAGCCUAUGCUCUAUUACAAGCACAAGUUGUAAUGAGAAUAGUAAAUCCUCAAGUAGCUAUGGCACUAUUGAAUCGACAAGAAAAGGAAAUACCAAAGACGGACAUUGUUGAAGAGAAGAAAUCGAUCACUCCACCACCACCACCACCACUACCGCUUCCACCACUACAGCCCAUCGUUAAUACAAACACACAACAAAUAUUACCAACAGCACCCACAUUUCCAUUUUCAUUGAAUCCAUUAAUUCCUCCAAAUAUGUUAACAAAUCUAAUGCCUUUGUCAGGUGGAUUACCUCAACAACAAGCAUUUUUACAAGCAGCAAUGAUGAAUGGCAUGUUUCCAGGAGGAUUGCUUCCUCCUCCACCUCCACCUCCUCCACUACCUAUUCAAUCACAACAUACAUUUAAUUUAAAUCAACAACAACAACAACAACAACAAUUUAAUAAUCCAUUACAGCGAAGUGGAAAUAUUGAUGAAAAUGCGGCAUUGUUAUUAUUACAGUUCGAUGAUUCUCAAUUAGCGCACUUACCACCAAUGCAACAAAUGCAAAUAAGACAAUUAAGAGAUGAAAUAGCCAAAACUGGUCUAUUACCAAAAAUGUAA
Didymodactylos carnosus is the source of this 1206-nucleotide messenger RNA. Lineage: Eukaryota; Metazoa; Rotifera; Eurotatoria; Philodinida; Philodinidae. The record is from the annotation of a GenBank genome assembly.